Phytophthora nicotianae INRA-310 is the source of this 869-nucleotide messenger RNA. RefSeq lists its product as hypothetical. Bases 104 to 586 code for a protein of 160 amino acids. The transcript has 2 exons. Gene Ontology annotation, biological process: translation. Gene Ontology annotation, molecular function: structural constituent of ribosome. Gene Ontology annotation, cellular component: cytosolic large ribosomal subunit; ribosome. The record is from RefSeq and is a predicted model, not a curated record. NCBI's taxonomy places the organism in Eukaryota, Oomycota, Peronosporomycetes, Peronosporales, Peronosporaceae.
GCUGGCGCCUCCGCGGCCAAUAGUUUCACGGUCCUAACAACGCCCCAAGUCUUGCCUCACGCAGUUCUUCUUGUCUCGUUCGACUUUUGCAGCUUAGUCAAAGAUGCCGCACUCCUUCGGUUACCGUGCUCGCACGCGCGACAUGUUCGCCCGCCCGUUCCGUCAGAGCGGCAUGAUCAAGAUGUCGACGUACCUGCGUACGUUCAAGGUGGGUGACUACGUUGACAUCAAGGCCAACGGUGCCGUGCAGAAGGGUAUGCCCCACAAGUUUUACCACGGCCGUACUGGCCGCGUGUACAACGUGACCAAGCGUGCCGUCGGCGUGCGUGUGAACAAGAUUGUGGGCAACCGCAUCAUCCACAAGCACAUCAACGUGCGCAUUGAGCACGUGCACCAGUCCAAGUGCCGUCUUGGCUUCCUCACGCGCGUCAAGGAGAACGAGCUGAAGAAGAAAGAGGCCCGUGCCACUGGCGUCCGCGCUCAGAUUAAGCGCACCCCCGUGCAGCCCAAGGAGGCCUACACGCUGAAGACCAAGGGCACCAAGCCUAUCACCAUGGCUGCGCAGCCGUUCGUGGACCUCAUGUAAGUGGCUUUUGGUGUACUUCGACACUAUUGCUACAAACACUGUUGGGAUCUUGCGCUCGGCUUGUGGUGAGGCUCAUGCAGUCGCUUCCGGGCACGUCGUAACCCCAACGAGCUGGGCUAAAUGAAAGAACGAGUCAAAUCCACGGCGUUCUCUGCUCUGUUGUCUGCUUUUCCAUGCUAUCGUUCGCCACGCUAAUCAUCGUCAUAGCAUAGUCAUACAGGUCCAGGUUUUGCAUUCGUAUAUGACCUACUUAAUCGUAUCAUAUCGUAUCGUACUUAUCCGA